Messenger RNA from Rangifer tarandus platyrhynchus (Svalbard reindeer), 9567 nucleotides. The record is from the annotation of a GenBank genome assembly. NCBI's taxonomy places the organism in Eukaryota, Metazoa, Chordata, Mammalia, Artiodactyla, Cervidae.
AUGGAGGCGAAAGAUGUCUCAGAGGCUGAAGACAGAGCUGAGGAUCCAGGUUCUAAAAAUAAAGGCCAGCCUGAUGCUGCACAACCUGAUUUCCCACCAGGAGGGCAGACCCCUGGCCCCACUGCCCUCUGGGACAUGCUAGAAAGGAAAUUUCUGGAAUACCAGCAGUUGGCUCCCAGGAGCCCAGCUGAGCAACAGAAGAGCCUGUUGAAUCUUCUCCCACUGUUCCUAAAGGCCUGGGAACACUCCGUGGGGAUCAUCUGCUUUCCCAGUCUUCAAAGACUGGCUGAAGAUGUUUCCAACCAGUUUGCCCAAGAAAUACAGAAGGCACUUGUGGGAAAGCCUGCAGAGCAAGCACGGGUAGCAGCUGGGAAGCUGCUGCGAUGGAAGGGAGAUGUGGACGUGGAUCAGGAUGGUUACCUACUCCUGAAGUCGGUGUACGUGCUCACGGGGACAGACUCCGAGACGCUGGGCAGAGUUGCUGAAUCUGGGCUCCCAGCCCUGCUCCUCCAGUGCCUUUACCUGUUCUUUGUUUUUCCUCUGGAAAAGGAUGAGCUUUUGGAGAGUGAUGUUCAAGUUCAGAGGAUGUUUGUGCAGAUGUUGCUCAACAUUUGCGGUGAGGCUCAGGGUCUGGAGGGACUUCUCUCAGGAAAUGAGCUCCAGUCUCUCAUGAUUGCCACGACGUGUCUUCGGGAGCACAGCUGCUUCUUUUGGAAGGAGCCCACCUUCUGUGUGCUGAAGACCAUCUCCAAGGCCCAGAACGUCGGCGUCAUCCAAUACCUACAGGCCAUGGAUUGCAUCAAGAUCUCCCUCCAAAACCUCUCCAGGCUUGUUGACACCCUCCCCGCUCCUGAGGUGAGCGAGGUAGUGAGCCUCGUCUUGGGCUUUGUGAAGGACUCCUAUCCCAUCUCCUCAGCUCUGUUCCUGGAGUUUGAGACUGGGGAGGGCUACCCUCUGCUGCUCAAAGUGUUACUUCGGUACGACGGACUGACCCAGAGUGAGGUUGACCCUCACCUGGAGGAGCUUCUCGGGCUGGUGGUAUGGCUGACAACCUGUGGGAGGUCAGAGCUGAAGGUGUUCGACAGCAUCACUUACCCGCAGCUGGAAGGCUUCAAGUUCCAUCACGAGGCUUCUGGGGUGACUGUGAAGAAUCUUCAGGCCUUUCAAGUCCUGCAGAAUGUUUUCCACAAAGUCAGCGACCCCAUCCUCUGCACCAAAGUCCUGUCAUCCAUUAGGACCAUGUGGACCUGGAACGCCCGCAACUUCUUCCUGCUGGAGUGGACCCUGCAGCCCAUCUCGCAGUUUGUGGAGAUUGUGCCCCUGAAGCCGACCCUGGUGCAGAGGCACUUCUUCCAAAUGCUGGAGGCCCUGGUGUUUGAGCUGCGUUACGUGCCCCAUGAGAUCCUGCGGAAGGUGCAGCGCCUGAUCCAGGAGAGCCCGGAGUCGCUCUGUACCCUCGUGGCCCUGCAGAGCAUCCUCAGGAUUGCUGGUGGUGACCCGCUCUUCACUGACAUCUUCCGGGACUCGGGGCUUCUGGGUCUGCUGCUGGCCCAGCUGCGGAAGCAGGCCAAGAUCCUCAGGAAGUCAGGAAACAAAGAGUUCAAUCCUGGAGUUCAAGAUACAGAAAGAGAACUGACUUGUGUGAUGCUGAAAACUGUGGUCACGCUUCUAAAAGGGUCAGUUAGGAAUGCAGUUGUCCUGAAAGACCACGGCAUGGUCCCCUUCAUCAAGAUCUUCCUGGAUGAUGAGUGCUACCGGGGAGCCUCACUCAGCAUCUUGGAGCAGCUCUCAGUCAUCAACGCCGAGGAGUACAUGAGCAUCACUGUGGGUGCUUUGUGCUCGUCCACUCAAGGGGAAAUACAGCUGAAACUGGAUCUCCUGAAGUCUCUGCUCCGGAUCCUGGAGACCCCCAAAGGCCGCGCUGCUUUCAGAGUCUCCAGUGGGUUCAACGGGCUGCUGUCCCUCCUCUCUGACCUGGAGGGGUCUCUCCAGGAGCCCCCACUGCAGACGUCGGGGGCAGUGUCCCCCAGCCAGACCCUGGACCUUGUCCUGCACACACUCUGUGCUUUGUCUGCUGCACUGUACCUGGACCCUGUCAACGGUGACUUCUUUAGGAGGACUGGGCUCUUUGAGAAGCUGGCCGAGGACCUCUGCUUGCUGGGCUGUUUUGGGGCCCUGGAGGAAGAGGACGCCCCUCCGCCCUCCUGUGAGGACACAAAGGCCAGGCCAUUUGCUGACCUGCUGAGUGCAGCCUUCUCCCCUGCCAGCCUGCUCCCACCCAAGAUCCAGAGCUGCCUGCAGAUCCUCAGCUUUCUGGACAGCAUGGCCCGAGGCACCCUCCACCUGCGAAGGGACCUGAAGGAUGCCCCGAGGACCAGGCAGGAGCUAGUGGUGGACCCUCAGAGGGGAGAACCUGGCUGUGACUCCCAGGGAAACUUCAAGCAGUGGCCAGACGCGGAAGAGAGGACAGAUGACAGUGAUGCUGUGAUCAUGCACCCUGGGGUCCUGUGCAUCAUGGUGAGGCUGCUGCCUCGCUUGUACCACGAAGAUCACCCUCAGCUUUCCAGGGAGAUCCAGUGCUCCAUGGCCAGUCACAUCCAGUCCCUGGUGAAGUCGGAGAAGAACCGUCAGGUCAUGUGUGAGGCGGGGAUGCUCAGGACCCUCAUGACUUCUUGCCACAAGGCCCUGACCACCAGCAGCAGCCCCUUGCACUCAGGCCUCAUCAGGAUUUUUGAAAAGCUUGCUUCCCAAGCCAUCGAAGCAGACGUGUUAAGACAGUUUCUAGGCCUUGGAAUUGCUUCACCUCCAUCGGCUGCAGUGAAAAAGCUCAGUUCAUCUCAUGUGCAUGGAGGGGACUCUGGAUGCCCAGGGUCACAGGCAGCGAUGCCAGUGCCUGCUGAGGGUUCUGCAGUGGCCCCCAGGGAUGCCAUCCCUCACUCAGCAAGCACACAGGCCCUCAGGCCCAUGGGGCCAUCCCAGAGCUCGACCAUCACCCUUCAGACAGCACUGAGCCUCAUCUCCAUGACCUCCCCCCGCAACCUGCAGCCUCAGAGGGCGGCCCUGGCUCCAUCCUUCGUGGAAUUCGACAUGUCCGUGGAAGGUUACAGCUGUUUGUUUGUUCCGACCCUGGCUACGGUGAUGGGAGCCAGUACUGAGUACUCGAUCUCCGGAGGGAUUGGGACAGGUGCUGCCAGGUCCUUCCCUCCACCUGGGGGCCUGACCUUCUCCUGCUGGUUCCUGAUCGGCAGGCACAGCGCAGCCAUGGAGGGCCAUCCACUGCGCUUCCUGACCCUGGUGCGCCACCUGGCCAGGACCGAGCAGCCCUUCAUCUGCUUCUCUGUCAGCCUCUGCCCGGAAGACCUCUCCUUGGUUGUGUCUACAGAAGAGAAAGAGUUUCAGCCCCUGGAUGUCAUGGAACCAGAGGAUGACCCUGAGCCCUCUGCGGGACGCCAGCUUCGGGUCAGGUGUGGCCAGCUGCUGGCUUGUGGUCAGUGGCAUCACCUGGCUGUGGUUGUCACCAAGGAAAUGAAAAGGAAUUGUACAGUUUUCACCUACCUGGACGGACAGGUCAUCGGCUCAGCUAAGAUGUUGUACAUUCAGGCCUUACCAGGACCAUUCCUUUCAAUGGAUCCAUCCUCAUUUGUGGAUGUUUAUGGAUAUAUUGCUACCCCUCGAGUUUGGAAACAAAAGUCGUUACUAAUAUGGCGUCUGGGCCCCACCUACUUCUUUGAAGAAGCCAUCUCAAUGGAAACCCUGGAAGUUAUUAACAAACUUGGCCCAAGAUACUGUGGUAACUUCCAGGCUGUGCAUGUCCAAGGAGAGGAUCCUGGUGUGGAAGUGACACCCCUGGUUGCAGAGGAAAAGGUUUCCUUUGGCCUUCACAUAGCCAGCUCCUCCGUCACCACUGUUGCAGACAUCAGAAGCACAUACAACGAGGUGGACAGCCGUCUGAUUGCCAAAGAGAUGAACAUUUCAUCCCGUGACAGUGCUGUGCCUGUCUUCUUGCUAAGAAAUUGUGCUGGUCACCUCUCGGGUUCUCUUCGAACCAUUGGAGCUGUUGCUGUGGGCCAAUUAGGGGUAAGGGUGUUCCACUCCAGCCCUGCUGCCAGCAGCCUGGACUUCAUUGGCGGGCCUGCCAUCCUCCUGGGCCUCAUUUCCUUAGCAACAGAUGACCACAGCAUGUACGCGGCUGUGAAAGUCCUGCACUUGGUUCUGACCAGCAAUGUCAUGUGUGACCGCCUGAUGCAGCACAUCUGUGGGUACCAGAUAAUGGCUUUUCUCCUGAGGAAAAAGACCUCUUUCCUAAACCAUCGCAUUUUUCAGCUGAUCCUAUCUAUCACUGGCACUGCAGAACUGGGCUUUGGGUCCUCUGUAAUCACCAACGUUGGUGUCUUUCAACACAUCCUCUGCAAUUUCGAGCUCUGGAUGAAUGCUGCUGACAAUUUGGAGCUCUCUCUCUUUUCCCAUCUAGUGGAAAUCCUUCAGUCAACGAGGGAAGGACCCCGGAAUGCUGAAGUUGCUCACCAGGCACAGCUUAUUCCCAAGCUCGUCUUCCUCUUCAACGAGCCAGGCCUCACCCCCUCCAAGAUGUCCACCAUCAUUGCCAUCCUGGGCUGUCAGCUGAGGGGCCACUUCAGCCUCCAGGACUUGCUCAGAAUUGGGCUAUUUGUGGUGUACACCCUCAAGCCUUCGUCGGUGAACGAGAAGCAGAUCUGUGUGGACGGAGCCCCGGACCCUUCCCUGCCCGCUGGAAGCCAAACAUCUGGAAAGACAAUCUGGCUCAGAAACCAGUUGCUGGAGAUGCUGCUCGGUGUAAUAUCUUCUUCCCAACUUCAUCUGUCCUCUGAGACAAAGGAAGAGAUGUUUCUGAACCUGGGGUCCGACUGGUUCCUGCUCUUCGUGCAGGGCCACGUGCACCCCAGCACAGUGGUGCUGGGCUUGAAGCUGCUGCUGCACUUUUUGUCAAGCCCUUCCCUCCGAGGGCGAUUUAAAGACGGCCUGCCUGCAGGCUCCUGGGUGGAACGCAGCUCCGAGGGCAUGGACAUCAUUAUGGAUAACCUGAAGAGCCAUCCUGCAACGCCUGACCAAAGCCCCUGCCUGCUUCCUGGGUUCCGGGUCUUGAGUGACUUUUUGGCCUACCAUGUUCAUAUUCCAGAAGUCUACCUCAUCGUGUCCACCUUCUUCCUACAGACACCACUUACAGAGCUGGUGGAUGGGCCCAAGGACAGCCUGGAUGCCAUGCUUCAGUGGCUCUUGCAUAAGCACCACAGGGAAGAAGUCCUCCGGGCAGGGCUGUGCCCUGAAGGCGCCCUGCUGCUCCUAGAGAUGCUGAAAGCCACCAUGAACCAGCCCUCGACAGGUUCUGGAGAUAGUGGCUGGGAACGGACAUUCCCAGCCAGUGUGUUGCAGUUCCUUGGCCUUGUGCACGGCACCUACCCCCAGGAUCCAGCCUGGCGGGCCCCGGAGUUCCUCCAGACCUUGGCUGCAGUCACCUUCCCCCUGGGAACCCAGAAGGGGGCCAUGACUGAGUCUGCCCAGAACCCCAGCAGUCCCGAGGCUGAGGCUGAAGGUGACACCACCGCAGAGGGUCUACAGGCUCCUGCCGAGUCACAUCCCACCCGGAAGCAGCUGAAGGAAUUCAUGCAGCUACUCUUGAGGGAGUUCUUGCUUGGGGCUCCAAACCCAAAGCAGUGGAUGCCCCUGGAGGUGCUCCUCGAGGCUUCUCCAGACAAUGCCACCAGUCAACAGAAGCGGGACUUUCAGUCUGAGAUCUUGCUUUCCACCAUGGAAAUAUUUCACUUGAUGAGUGGAGGUCAUGCAUCGAUGCUGAGAGGUAAUAGAGAGCCUCAGCCGAAUGCAGAAGCUGCUGCUGCUUCUUCACUUGCCAACAUCUCCCACUUCAUCCAAAAGCUGGUGGAGAAGCUGUACAGUGGAAUGUUCUCAGCAGACCCCAGACACAUCCUUCUCUUUAUCACGGAGCACAUCAUGGUGGUCAUCGAGAACGCCUCUUCUCAGAAGGACACUGUCAUCAGUGCUCUGUACAGCAGUUUAAAUAAAGUUAUUCUUUAUAGCCUCUCCAAGCCCCACCAGUCCCUCUCCGAAUGCCUCAGCCUCCUCAGCAUCCUGGGCUUUCUUCAGGAACACUGGGACAUUGUGUUUGCCACCUAUAAUUCCAACGCCAGCUUCCUCAUGUGCCUCAUGCACUGUCUUCUGCUGCUCAGUUCUAGAAGUUAUCCAGAAGGAUUUGGAUUGGAACCCAAGCCUAGAAUGACUCCUUAUCAUCAAGUCUUUCUUUCUCCAAAUGAAGAAACAAGAGAAAAAAGAGGGGAAGAAUUCCCAAGCUUGAGCGAUGUUCAGCACAAUAUCCAGAAGACCGUACGGACUCUCUGGCAGCAGCUCGUGGCACAGAGGCGGCAGGAACUGGAGGAUACCUUCAAGAUUGAUCUUUCUGUGAAACCUGGAGAGAGUGAAGUGAAGAUUGAGGAGAUCACCCCACUCUGGGAAGAGACAAUGCUCAAGGCCUGGCAGCAUUACCUAGCAUCUGAAAAGAAGUCAUUGGCCAGUCGCUCAAACGUUGGAUACCAUGGCAAAGUUUCUUCGUGGAGUGGAAGCUUGUCCUCAGCCAUGAGGCUGAUGCCUGGGCGGCAGACCAAGGACCCUGAGUGCAAAGCAGAGGACUUUUUGUCAUGUAUUGAGAACUACAGACGAAGAGGACAAGAACUAUAUGCAUCUCUAUACAAAGAUCAUGUACAGAGACGGAGAUGUGGCAACAUCAAGGCAGCCAAUGCGUGGACCAGAAUCCAGGAGCAGCUUUUCGGGGAGCUGGGCUUGUGGCAUCAGAUGGCAGAAGCCACACCCUGCUCCCAGUGGGACCUGGAUUGGAGAGAAGGACCAGCUCGUAUGCGGAAACGCAUCAGACGCUUAUCUCCACUGGAGGCCCCGAAUCAAGAAAUGCUCAAGGAAAGCCAAAAUAGAAAUGGCAGUGUUUCUCAAAUGAACACUGAAAACCAAGAUGAGCUGACACUGAAGGAAGGCGAGAGUGAGAGAGACGAGGUGGUGGACUGCACCCAGCUGACCUUCUUCCCCGCCUUGCGUGAAAGCCUGCACUCUGAAGAUUUCUUAGAACUAUGUCUGGAAAGACAAGUCAUCUUACAAGAGCUUCUUGAUCAUGAAAAGGUGACGCAGAAGUACUCCCUGGUCAUCGUGCAGGGCCACCUGGUCUGCGAAGGGCUCCUGCUCUUCGGCCAGAAGCACUUCUAUAUCUGCGAGAACUUCACGCUCUCUCCCGUGGGUGAUGUCUACUGCACCCGCCACUGCUUGUCCAACAUUAGCGACCCAUUCAUCUUCAACAUGUGCAGCAAAGACAGGUCCUCUGACCAUUACUCGUGCCAGCGCCACAGCUACGGUGAUCUCAGGGAGCUCCGACAGGCACGCUUCCUCCUGCAGGACAUUGCCCUGGAGAUCUUUUUCCAAAACGGAUAUUCCAAGUUUCUUGUCUUCCACAACAGUGAUCGAAGUAAAGUCUUCAAAAGCUUCUGCUCUUUCCAACCCAGCUUGAAAGGAAAAGGCUUCACGGAAGACACGCUCAAUCUAAGGAGGUACCCCAGCUCCGACAAGACCAUGCUGCAGAAGUGGCAGAAAAGAGACAUCAGCAACUUCGAGUAUCUCAUGUACCUCAACACCCUGGCUGGGAGGACCUACAAUGACUACAUGCAGUAUCCAGUGUUCCCCUGGGUCCUGGCCGACUACACCUCACAGACAUUGAACCUGAUGAAUCCCAAGACUUUCCGUGAUCUUUCUAAGCCCAUGGGAGCUCAGACCAAGGAAAGGAAGCUGAAAUUCAUCCAGAGGUUUAAAGAGGUUGAGAAGACUGAAGGAGACAUGACCGUCCAGUGCCACUACUGCACUCACUAUUCCUCAGCCAUCAUUGUCGCCUCCUAUCUGGUCCGGAUGCCACCCUUCACCCAGGCCUUCUGCUCUCUGCAGGGCGGAAGCUUCGAUGUGGCAGAUAGAAUGUUCCACAGUGUGAAGAACGCAUGGGAAUCGGCCUCCAAAGAGAACAUGAGUGAUGUCAGAGAGCUGACCCCGGAGUUCUUCUACCUGCCUGAGUUCCUGACCAACUGCAAUGCCCUGGAGUUCGGCUGCAUGCAGGACGGAACAACACUGGGGGAUGUUCAACUCCCUCCCUGGGCUGAUGGAGACCCCCGGAAAUUCAUCAGCCUGCACAGACAAGCUUUGGAAAGUGAUUUUGUCAGUGCCAACCUGCACCACUGGAUAGACCUCAUUUUUGGGUACAAGCAGCAGGGGUCAGCCGCAGUGGAGGCUGUUAAUACCUUCCAUCCCUACUUCUAUGGUGACAAAAUGGACCUCAGCAGCAUCAGCGACCCCCUCAUCAGAAGUACCAUCCUGGGGUUCGUCAGCAACUUUGGACAGGUGCCCAAACAGCUUUUUACUAAACCCCAUCCAGCCAGGACUGCUGCAGGGAAGCCUUCCCCUGGGAAGGACGUCUCCACACCUGCCAGCCUGCCUGGGCACCCACAGCCCUUUUUCUACAGCCUGCAGUCGCUGAGGCCCUCCCAGGUCACAGUCAAAGAUAUGUACCUCUUCUCUCUAGGCUCGGAAUCCCCCAAAGGAGCCAUCGGCCACAUCGUUCCUACGGAGAAGACCAUCCUGGCCGUGGAGACAAACAAGAUGCUGCUGCCUCCACACUGGAGCAGGACCUUCAGCUGGGGCUUUGAUGACUUCAGCUGCUGCCUGGGCAACUACGGCUCUGACAAGAUCUUGGUGACAUUCGAGAACCUGGCCGCCUGGGGCCGCUGUCUGUGUGCCGUGUGCCCGUCCCCCACGACCAUCAUCACCUCCGGGACCAGCGCAGUGGUGUGUGUUUGGGAGCUCAGCAUGACCAAAGGCCGGGCCACAGGCCUGCGCCUCAAGCAGGCCUUGUACGGACACACGCAGGCUGUCACAUGCCUGGCGGCAUCAGUCACCUUCAACCUCCUGGUGAGUGGCUCGCAAGACUGCACAUGCAUCCUGUGGGACCUGGACCACCUCACCCAUGUCGCCCGCCUGCCUGCCCACAGGGAGGGCGUAUCUGCUGUUGCUAUCAGUGACGUCUCGGGCACCAUCGUCUCCUGUGCGGGAGCCCACUUGUCCCUGUGGGAUGUCAACGGACAACCACUGGCCAGCAUUACCACGGCCUGGGGCCCAGAAGGAGCCAUAACCUGCUGCUACGUGGUGGAGGGGCCAGCGUGGGACACAAGCCAUGUCAUCAUCACUGGAAGUCAGGAUGGCAUGGUCCGGAUCUGGAAGACUGAAGAUGUGAAGACGUCUGUUCCCGGGCAGGCAGCGCCAGAGGAGCCCUGGGCUCCAUCAUCUCCAAGCCCCAGAGUUCACCGAUGGGAGAAGAAUCUUGCCCUUUGCAGAGAACUGGAUGUCAGUGUGGCUUUGACAGGGAAACCCAGCAAGGCCAACUCUGCAGUGACAGCUCUGGCCGUGUCCAGAAACCAGACCAAACUCCUGGUUGGUGAUGAGAAGGGAAGAAUAUUCUGCUGGUCCGCGGAGGGGUAG